AUGGCGGUCAAGAUGCUGAAGGAAGAGAAUGGCACCAGCAGAGACCCCGCCCCAGCGCCCGGCUCCCAGCUCCGCACCCCGGACGCUGAGCCCCUGCUGGCCCAGGAGAAGCCCCCGCCCUUGCCGAGUCCCCGACUGUGCCCGUCCCAGCUCCGGGGCUCCCGGGCACAGCCACAGCAGGGGCGGCUCUCGGCGCUGGGUCCUAAGCCGUCUUUCCCGGCCGCGCCCACCGCGGCCACCAGAGUCCCCAAAGCUCUGCAGUCUGCGUCCCCAUCGCUCAGGGCCCGCCGGGCGGACGGGCUGGGAACGAGGCCCCAUCUGGUUGUCACAACCAGCAACUCAGUGCGCGGUCACCGGGGGACAGAGGGCCAGAGACCCCCGCCCAUCUUCAGGCCUUUGCAUCACACCCUCUUCCAACCGCUCCCCAAAGUCCUCAUUUGGUCGCAGUGGGCAGGAAAGCGCUCCCAGGGCAGCUGCAUCAAACGCAUACGGGGACCCGCUCUCCAUAAACCCGAGUUCUACCCCACUCGGGGCCCCUGUCUCCGGGCUGGGUCUCCUAGCCGGUGCUGGCAAAGCCCUGAUGCAUCUACGCAGCCCGGACCCAUCUACACAGCCCCACAGGGUCUGUGCAGCCCGACCCCAUCGUCACAGCCCGCCGGGUCUACACAGCCCGGUCCUGUCUACGUAGCCCGACCCUGUCUACACAGUCCAGUCACAUCUACACAGCCCCGUAGCGUCUACACAGCCCAGCCGCGUCUCUGCAGCCUGGUCCCGUUUGGACAGCCCCGCAGGGUCUCCACAGCCCGACCCUGUCUACAUAGCCCAGCCGCGUCUACACAGCCCGGCCGCGUCUAUGCAGCCCGGUCCCGUUUAGACAGUCCCGCAGUCUCCGCAGCCCGACCCUGUCUACACAGCCCCGCCGCGUCUACACAGCCCGACCGCGUCUAUGCAGCCCGGUCCCGUUUAGACAGCCCCGCAGGAGCUCCGCAGCCCGACCCCGUCUACACAGCCCGCCGCGUCCACACGGCCGGGGUCCGUGGCCAACUGAGGGGGAGCGAGGUGGGGGCUGCAGCGGACCCACUGUCGGGCCCCCCGGGACUCACCGCGCUCCGGGGCGCCGAGGCUGCCCCCGCUCCCGCCGGCUGGGACCCGGGCGCCGCAUCCGGGGUCUUUAGGGGCCACGGGCGGAGCGAGGCGGGGGCGGGGCCGGGGCGGCACCUGGCGCUCCCUCCCCAGCCCCGCCCCCCCCCGCCCCCCGCUCGGGCGGGCUCUGCGCACCCCGUCCCCUCCCGCGAGCCCAGGGCAGGGUGGCCCGGGGGAGGCUGCUUCGGGGUGGUGGAGCGUGGCAACGGCGAGGUGGGCGUUGCAGCAAAGGUGGGGAAGCAGGCCGGGAAGACGGGUCCCGGGGCAGGGCUGGGAGAGAACCUGCCGGACCGGAACGUCACGUCAAUGAGGCGGCCCGUGGACCCUCCACACCGGAUGACCAGGGGGCCUGACCCUGGACCCCAAGGUGACCAUGCCCCCUGGGGCUGCCCGGGGCCGGCCCUUCCCGCGGCGAGCGGGGCCGUGCGGACGCUGAGAGCUGAGCCCUGGCCUGUGCCCAUCCCCAGUCACAUCCCACAAAGCAGCACUACUGGGAUCCAGAGCGUGGCGGCCGUUUACUGGAACAGGGAGUCGGACACACAUGGGCAGGAGCUCCCGUCCCAGAGCAAGCAGCUCUGCCACUCACCUCCAGCCCCACGAGCCCCGGGCACCCAGAAGCGGGGCCCAGACCCCACAUCCGCCCCUUCCCCACCCAGCGGGGGCCAACAGCUCUAG
This is a messenger RNA of Choloepus didactylus (southern two-toed sloth), 1818 nucleotides long. Its product is annotated as basic proline-rich protein-like. NCBI's taxonomy places the organism in Eukaryota, Metazoa, Chordata, Mammalia, Pilosa, Megalonychidae. The record is from RefSeq and is a predicted model, not a curated record. The transcript has 6 exons. The coding region runs from base 1 to 1818 and encodes 605 amino acids.